UGUUAAGUGAUGAGACAUCUAUACUGUUUAGUGACGUGAAUACGUGCAUAAUUUCACGCCGGUCACUCUGUUUGUAUCGGAUAUAUACACAUAGAAAGAAUAUCUGCGGGGUUGCUCAAGACACAAUGGACUCGAAUACAUGUGAAAACACCACAAUAGAUGGCAAAAUAUUACCAAACGAAGCUAGUGACUGCGAAGGAGUCUGCGAGGAUACAAGCUCCAAUGGUAUAAGUUCAAGUGUAUCGGUGGUUUCAGACAAUGUUGAGAUAGAAGUGUUCAAGAUUGUAAGUGGUGUUGCCCAGCUAGUUCGUGUAGAUUUGCCGUCCGACUCACACGACGGCGACGAUCACGUUGAGGCGUAUACAGCACCUCAUGACGGAGCGAGUGAUACAACUGUCAAUGCGAGCUCGCCUAUAAAACCAGAGCACACAACACAGUCAGUAGAUAGCACAGUUAAACUCCCCAAUGGAGGUCGCAUUCCUCGCGACAAGAAGAAGAAUAAGAAAAAGGCUAAGAAAAUACGUGAAUUGAAAGAGAUUGAACUGGAUUACGAUGGUUACCGACCCUUCCCACAGUACCCCCGGGCGUUCCUAGGCGCCGAAGCUCAGCAACACACACUAGACAAUGCAUACUUCGAAGGUAACGACAAACAAGGGGUAUUAGCUAUGGCUAGGAAUUACUUGGAAGGCAAGAAGAAGAUCAGUAUGGGGGCCUUGGAAUACCAGGCACUGGCGUACGCAUGCGAUGUGUAUGUACAGUUAAAACAACCACAGAACGCAUUAGAGCUUAUUGAGAAGUGUAGGUUAAAACCACAGCAACUGGAUUCCUAUAUGGUGGGUCUCAUGGCUGAGUGUUAUGAGAGUUUGGAGAAGUGGGACCAGUAUUUAGAGAUGAGGCAACACCUGGUGUGUAUUGAGAAGUCGAAUGCACGGUCAUGGGUUGCAUUGGCGGACACUUAUCUAAAAAUAGCACGGAUAAACAGUGAACCGCAGGUGAAGGGGGUGGAUAGAAUAGUACCGGAGGGGGUGGCACAGUUAAGUGCUGGGGAUAGGAACACAUCUGCUGACGUAGACACACACAGACAGCCAAGUACUCCCACAUGCACAGUUAAAAUGCCUAGAGAUGCCGGCACACAGCCUGGGGUGAACAUAACUGAUAGUACAAUGUAUGGUAUAAACGAGCGUAUAACGGCCAUGGUAGUGGAGGAGAGUGCUGAGCAACGGUCUAAUAAUAGCCGUCCAUUGCAAGCACGAUCUAAAAAUAGCUACGAGCUCAGAGCAGCGGAAGUAUGUCUGAGACACGCACUACGGUUGCUGCACACCGAGUUGGUGACGGCCAAGGGAUUUGCUGUAGCCCGAAUCAACAAAGCCACGGCGAGUGUGCACACAACCUUUGCAGAGUAUGGGUGGGUGGACAGUAAACCCAGGCAACGCCAGCGACAUACUGCCGAGCCAACUACAGUAGAGUGUGUCUGUGCCACACCACGUGGUCCCACCGACACGCAUAGCCCCACCCAAGAGGGUACACCACCGGAUGGUGCUAGUAAAAAUGGCUGUACGGGUGUGGAGACAAGCACAGAAUGCACAUGUGAUGCGGUGGGUGGGGAUGUGGCUAGUGCGCGGGAGGAUGAUGGCUACGCGAGUGAUGACGAUGAGAAGUGGACUGUCAAGGGUGGCUUGGCAGGUAAGAUUGUGUGCAGAGAGGUGUUUGAGGCGGCGUAUCUGGGCAGUGUACGGCGGUGACAGCUUAGUAGUUUAACGCGAUGGCUUGUAAUAGGCCACAUAACAGACCGUAUCAUAGGAGGAGAAUAGCCAUGCUUUGUGAGCUUGGGUAUAUGCAGAAUAAAAGUAAGAUUGUAG
Sphaeroforma arctica JP610 is the source of this 1859-nucleotide messenger RNA. RefSeq lists its product as hypothetical. The coding region runs from base 126 to 1742 and encodes 538 amino acids. NCBI's taxonomy places the organism in Eukaryota, Ichthyosporea, Ichthyophonida. Gene Ontology annotation, molecular function: protein binding. The record is from RefSeq and is a predicted model, not a curated record. The transcript has 2 exons.